AUGCGAAAAGAUUCUGGCAUGAGCGGAUUCGUUGUUUCUGACGAACGUUUAAAGAAUAUAACGUUGUCGAAAAUCGAAAAAUUACUUCUUUGUAAUGGAUCCAGCUUGCACAGGUUCUCAGCAAUGCCUUAUCCUGAUGAUGACUAUCUAAUGUCCGAGAGCAACCGUCUGAUAAACGAGGAGCUUUCUUUUGACACGGAUGAAGUUAGGGCUGAGUUCAAUAAUCUUCACAGGUGUCUAAACGGUGAUCAAAGAGUAGUGUAUAAUGAAAUUAUGGAUGCUGUUCGAAGUGGUAAUGGUGGUGUUUUUUUGUGUACGGUUAUGGUGGUACGGAUUGUUAUUAAUGUUACUUCAAGUGGUAUUGCAUCUUUGUUGUUAUCACGAGGUCGUACUGCUCACUCUCGAUUUCAUAUUCCAAUUAAUGUCAAUGAAGAUUCGGUAUGCCAUAUAAAGCCUAAUACUGAAGUUGCGAAUCUUCUAUAUGAAGCCAAGUUGAUUAUUUGGGAUGAGGCACCGAUGGUACACAAACAUGCUUUUGAGGCUCUUGAUCGUACAAUGAAGGAUGUUUUGAGUGUGUUUGAUUCACGAAAUUCAGAACUUCCAUUUGGUGGGAAAGCUAUCGUCUUUGGUGGUGACUUUAGACAGAUCCUACCUGUUGUACAAAAUGGAAGCGGGCAAGAAAUCGUAAAUGCCUCUUUAUGUUCAUCCCACAUCUGGUCCAGUUGCAAGGUCUUAAAAUUGACAACCAACAUGCGUUUAUCGGUUGGAUCCAGUAGCUCAAACAUCGAGGAGAUAAACGAAUUUGGUAAAUGGCUUCUUGACAUCGGCGAAGGUAAUGUUGGUGAUUCUAACGAUGUUGAUGCAAAUAUUGAAAUACCUCCUCAUCUCUUAAUAACUGAUGAAAAUGAUCCAAUUCAAGGUUUGAUUGACUUUGUAUAUCCUUCAGUUCUUCAUCGUUAUAAAGACUGUGACUACUUUUCUGAGAGAGCUAUACUCGCUCCUAAGAAUGAAGUUGUUCAUGAGAUAAAUGACCGUUUGCUUGCUUUGUUUCCCGGUGAAGAAGUAGAGUAUCUUAGCUCUGAUAGUUUAUGUCCGACUGAGGAAAUUAACGAUCCGUUACAUCAAGAUUUGUAUAAUCCAGAUGUGUUAAAUAGUGUGAAAGUAUCAGAGUUACCAAAUCAUAGAUUGCAAAACGGUUUGUGCAAUGGUACGCGUCUUCAAAUCACACGUCUUGGUAAACGUGUUAUUGAGGCUGAGAUAUUAUCAGGAAGUAAUGUUGGUUCAAGAACUUACAUCCCAAGAAUUAGCAUGAUUCCAUCUGACAAGAAAAUUCCCUUCAAAUUUCAACGAAGGCAAUUUCCAAUAACCGUAUGUUUUGCGAUGACUAUUAACAAAAGUCAAGGACAAUCUCUAUCGAGAGUUGGUAUAUACCUGAGAGACCCCGUGUUCUCACAUGGUCAGCUUUAUGUUGCGUUGUCGAGGGUAAAGACUAAAGAUGGCGUUAAGGUUUUAAUAUUCGACAAAGAUGGGAGGCCAACAAAUAAAACGGCAAACGUUGUUUACAAAGAAAUAUUUGGGAAAUUGUAG
Messenger RNA from Helianthus annuus (common sunflower), 1587 nucleotides. Its product is annotated as ATP-dependent DNA helicase pif1-like. Gene Ontology annotation, molecular function: DNA helicase activity. The transcript has 4 exons. Lineage: Eukaryota; Viridiplantae; Streptophyta; Magnoliopsida; Asterales; Asteraceae. The coding region runs from base 1 to 1587 and encodes 528 amino acids. The record is from RefSeq and is a predicted model, not a curated record. Gene Ontology annotation, biological process: DNA repair; telomere maintenance.